GGGUCGAAAAGCGUGCAGCCGGGCAGGAUGGGCAGGAGAGCAGAGCCGCGGGGUCUGCAGAGCGAGUGAAGAGCUGUUAGCAGGUCCCGGUGUGCCACGCGGAGCCACGCAGGGGCGGUGGGCGCGCAGACCCGGCGUCCGACCGCGCGGACGGCAGAGCCCCAGCCUGAGAGCGCGUCGCCUUCUCCCGCGAGGUCGCCAGCGCUGGGCCCGAGCUUCCACCAACGGCACCCAGAGCCUGGCGUCCUCUCCAAUGUUUCAGAAGUCACGCCCGGCGCUGCUGCAGCCUCAAGAUGUCGGAGACAGGGUGGAGACGCUUAUGUUGCAUCCGGUGAUCAAGGCUUUCCUGUGUGGCUCCAUCAGUGGGACCUGCUCCACCCUCCUUUUCCAACCCCUGGAUCUCCUCAAAACACGUCUGCAGACUCUUCAGCCCUCAGCCCAUGGAUCCGGACGCAUUGGGAUGCUGGCUCUGCUCUUGAAGGUGGUUCGCACGGAGAGUAUUCUGGGCCUUUGGAAAGGGAUGUCCCCUUCCAUUGUGAGGUGUGUCCCUGGCAUUGGCAUCUACUUCGGCACUCUCUACUCCUUGAAGCAGUACUUCCUGCGAGGCCACCCCCCCACGGCCCUGGAGUCGGUCAUCCUGGGAGUGGGCUCUCGUUCGGUUGCAGGGGUCUGCAUGUCACCCAUCACUGUGAUCAAGACACGUUACGAGAGUGGGAGGUACGGGUAUGAGAGCAUCUAUGCAGCCCUGAGGAGCAUCUAUCGCAGCGAGGGGCAUCGGGGACUCUUCAGCGGCCUGACGGCAACACUCCUUCGUGACGCACCCUUUUCUGGAAUUUACCUGAUGUUCUACAACCAGACCAAAAACAUCAUGACCCAUGACCAGUUGGAUGCAGUCCUUAUUCCUGCUGUAAAUUUCAGCUGUGGGAUCUUUGCUGGCAUUCUGGCCUCCCUGGUGACUCAGCCUGCGGAUGUCAUCAAAACUCAUAUGCAGCUCUCCCCAAUGAAGUUUCGGUGGAUUGGCCAGGCAGUGACACUCAUUUUCAAAGAUUAUGGGCUGCGUGGCUUCUUCCAAGGCGGCGUUCCCCGGGCCCUCCGCAGAGCUCUGAUGGCAGCCAUGGCGUGGACUGUGUAUGAAGAAAUGAUGGCCCAGAUGGGCCUGAAGUCCUGACUGAGAGGGACUGGGAAAAGACGGGCUCUGUUGCCCUGUUGACCUCCCUGGCUCUUGCCAAGGGCUGCUUUGUCUCACUGUCCUGGAGUUAUGAAAGCCAGGCAGAUGUGUCCCCUUUCGUUACCCAGUUGGAAUAGAGAGUAGAUGGGCCUGACUCAAGCCUUCAGAAUCUCCCCAAAGAGGAGUUACUGAUGCCUACGGCACACGGGGAGUUAGAAGAAGGGCUUGCACAUCCUGCUAGACUACUUGAAAAGGCAUUUCUGGAAAGAGCUCUGUCAGGUGCUUCUGCCACCCACCGAUGCUAGGCUGCCUGUUUGGAUCUGUUCUUGGGCAAGGCAUCGCACAGCCAGAGUUGCUGUGGCUGAAGAGCUCCAGCGGGGGAAGCCAGGUCCACGGAGAGAGGGCUUAUUGUCACCCACCAGGCUGUAGUCUGUGUCUGGGAUGCUGGUAGGAUGAAGAAGAAAAGAUGUCAUUACUUAAUUGGCUACUAAUCCCCUUCUCAGAGGCCCUGAAGAAGUGGGGAGAGUGGCUUCUUAGCGUGUAAGUGUCCAAAUAACGAAUUUUGUUUUUGGCCUCUGCACUGUUUCAAUUCCAAAUUGUUCUGGCAUUUUCCUGCAGCUAAAGUUCGCAUAAAUAAAAGUGAAGCACUUUAUCAUUGAAAACUGGAAAA
This is a messenger RNA of Zalophus californianus (California sea lion), 1838 nucleotides long. It is a transcript of the gene SLC25A38, whose product is annotated as solute carrier family 25 member 38. Gene Ontology annotation, biological process: glycine import into mitochondrion. The transcript has 7 exons. Gene Ontology annotation, cellular component: mitochondrial inner membrane; mitochondrion. Lineage: Eukaryota; Metazoa; Chordata; Mammalia; Carnivora; Otariidae. The record is from RefSeq and is a predicted model, not a curated record. Gene Ontology annotation, molecular function: glycine transmembrane transporter activity. The coding region runs from base 254 to 1168 and encodes 304 amino acids.